This is a messenger RNA of Manihot esculenta (cassava), 2461 nucleotides long. RefSeq names its product transcription factor ABORTED MICROSPORES. Gene Ontology annotation, biological process: regulation of DNA-templated transcription. Lineage: Eukaryota; Viridiplantae; Streptophyta; Magnoliopsida; Malpighiales; Euphorbiaceae. The record is from RefSeq and is a predicted model, not a curated record. The coding region runs from base 355 to 2235 and encodes 626 amino acids. Gene Ontology annotation, cellular component: nucleus. Gene Ontology annotation, molecular function: DNA-binding transcription factor activity; sequence-specific DNA binding; protein dimerization activity. The transcript has 9 exons.
GACUUUAUGACAUAUCGGAUUAAAUAGGACAUGUAUUAUUAUUACAUUUUGAAAGCAGAGAAUUAUGAUAUGUGGUUAUCUAGAGUUGUAGACAGGUCUCAGGCUAGUGUUGAUUUGUGCAAGAGGUGCAUUAAAUGCAUCACCAUUGAGUUUCCUUGCAAGUUAGGUUCCUGUUAGAGGCAUGCAGAGGGUUAUCACAUUAUGACUGCCGUGAGCUCACCGCCUUUGACCACUAUUCAGGCUACUUACCUCAAGUCAGGGACGGAGGAAAGGAACGGCAAAAGGUACGUAUCAUACCGGUGACCGAAAAAUGCUUUAAAGAGGAAUGAAGGUGUCGCAGCGGCGCAGUCGGUAAUGUCGCAGCGGUGCAGCCGGUGCCCUACCAAAGGGAAGCUCUUAGCUUCGCCACUGUCUCAAAUAGUGCUCCUUCUCCGCUCACCGGAGUGGAGAUACUCAAACAAGGUAAAUUACAUCAUGAUCGUGUUUCAAGAUUCCAUGGAGAGACUCAGGCCUCUUGUGGGUUUGAAAGGCUGGGAUUAUUGCGUUCUUUGGAAAUUGAGUGAUGAUCAAAGGUUUCUUGAAUGGAUUGAUUGUUGCUGUGGUGGAAAUGAGAACAUGCAAAAUGGUGCAGAAGAACUUCAAUUUCCUGUAUCUUCUUCAUCAGCCAUGGCUUGCAGGGAUGUCAUCUUCCAGCACCCAAGAACAAAAUCUUGUGAACUUCUGGCCCAACUGCCUUCUUCAAUGCCCUUAGAUUCUGGGGUUCAUGCACAGACCUUGUUAUCAAACCAACCCAGAUGGCUAAAUUUCUCUAAUAGCUGUGAUUCAAGUGUUCUUGAAGGAACAGUUGGAACUAGAGCUUUGAUACCAGUGGCUGGAGGAAUAAUUGAGCUGUUUGUUACUAAGCAAGUGUCUGAAGAUCAAAAUGUCAUAAAUUUUAUAACAUCUCAAUGCAGCAUAUUAAUGGAACAAGAAGCCAUAAUAAACUCAACCAACAUGGAAACAGGUUUCUCAGCUAAUGUGAACAUGAUAAGUGAACAACAAUCAAGACCAUUUAUAGCCGAUGGUCAUGAUACUGAACACAAGGAUCAUCAAAUGAAUCAAUUCCAGGCUCCAGUUUCCCCAGCAACAGCAUUAGAGAAUUUGAAUCUGCCAUAUGACAUAUCAGCUGAUAGGAUCCAUCUAUGUGACAUGAAAUUCCUGCAGCAAUUCAAUUACAAUGAUCAGGAAAACAAGAAUAAAAAUGAUAUGUUCUUUGAAGGUGUGCAAGAUAUGGAUGCUUUGCAGAAAUCCAUGGUGAUGAACAAUACAGAAAACAUGCACAUGAAGUUUACGGAAUCCUCUGCAAAUAAGGAGCAGCAAGGUAAUGAUAAGGACUCAGUGAAGCAGGAGAAUGGGAGAUCAGAUUCAAUCUCGGAUUGCAGUGAUCAGAAUGAUGAUGAGAAUGAUGCUAAGUAUAGGAGAAGGCCAGGAAGAGGGCCUCAAGCUAAAAAUCUUUUUGCUGAGAGGAGGAGGAGGAAAAGGCUUAAUGGGAGGCUCUAUGAUCUCAGGGCUUUGGUUCCCAAAAUUUCAAAUCUGAAUAAGGCAGCCAUACUUGGAGAUGCAAUUGAAUUUGUGAAGGAGUUGCAGAAGCAAGCCAAAGAACUACAAGAUGAGCUUGAAGAACAUUCAGAUGAUGAAAGAGCUAAAAAUGGUAACCACAACAACAACAUCCCACAAGAAAUUCUGAAUCAAAAUGGAGGUUUUGUGAAUGGAUUUGAUGUGGGGGCAUCAGAAGUUAGCUGCUCCAAACUAAAUCACAAGGCAUCAGAAAUUUCUCAUGACAAGGGACAGCAGAUGGAGGUGCAAGUUGAAGUGGCUCAAAUAGAUGGAAAUGAGUUCUUUGUAAAGGUAUUCUGUGAGCACAAGCCUGGAGGUUUUGUGAGGUUGAUGGAGGCUUUGGAUUCUCUUGGCUUAGAAGUUACCAAUGCUAAUGUAACCAGCUUCAGAGGCCUUGUCUCAAAUGUUCUCAAAGUAGAGAAGAAGGACAGCGAAAUGGUUCAAGCAGAUUACGUGAGGGACUCUUUAUUAGAGCUAACAAGAGACCCACCAACCGGAAUAUGGUCAGAAAUGGCAAAAGCUUCAGAAAAUGGCAGCGGCAUGGACUAUCACCACCACCAACACCACCACCACCACAACCACCACCAUCAGCUGCACAAUGGCCAUGUCAAUUCAAAUCACCACCACCUUCAUAGUUGAGCAUUGAUUCUGCUGAAUCUGACUUUUUAUAUAUGAUAAAUCUUAGUUCUAUUUUCUCGUCAUAAACUCUAAUGUCUUUGUCCAAGCCCAGCCAAAAGGCAUUAUGGACCCCAAGUCCAUUGUUGGGUUGCUAUUGAGAGUCCAUAAGGUAGCCAUAGCCCUUCUGAUUUGGCUACCAUUGUUCCCAAUUAAUAUCAAGUUAUAUAGAUCCUUUAAGGCAAAAGUA